Molecule: messenger RNA, 1071 nt
Organism: Helianthus annuus (common sunflower)
Lineage: Eukaryota; Viridiplantae; Streptophyta; Magnoliopsida; Asterales; Asteraceae
Exons: 3
Coding region: 1-1071 (356 amino acids)
Source: RefSeq, a predicted model, not a curated record
AUGAGCGGACGUGGCGGACGUAACUGUGGACGUGGAGGCGACCGCGGCGGUGGACAUGACAACAUCGUCAUGACUCAAGCAGAUUUGACUGACCUGAUUAACACACGCGUGGCUGAGGCUUUGGCAGCUCAGCAAGCUGGUACGAACAACAACAACAACGCAGGGAACAACAACAAUGGGAGUAACGGUGGGAAUGGCGCACGCGGGAGAGCAUUUACUAUAGGGGCAGGUGAUGCAAGAAACGAUGGCAAUGUCAUGACUGGUACGUUCUCUAUCAAUGGUAUUUUCACUACUGUAUUAUUCGACUUUGGUGCCGACUGGAGUUAUGUGUCUUUGGGGUUCAGUCAUCAGUUAGGGUUAACUCCAACACCUCUCGAAAUCAAACACGUGGUGGAACUGGCUGAUGGUAAGUCAGUAGAAGCCUCACAUGUGCUUUUAGAGUGUAAACUCAAUCUUCUGGGUCAAGUGUUCGACAUUGACCUUCUCUCCAUCAGUCUUGGUAGCUUUGAUAUAGUUGUUCGUAUGGAUUGGUUGUCAAAACACCGAGCCGAUAUAAUUUGCAAAGAGAAAAUCGUGCGUAUACCCCUCCCUAGUGGGGAAUCGUUAUCUGUCCAGGGUCAUCGAAGUGGUGCAACCGUCAGCAUCAUUUCAUCCAUGAAAGCCCAGAAAUGUUUACGAAAGGGCGACCCUACUAUUUUAGCACUUGUUACUAUUACUUUGUCUGAAGAAAAGAAAAUUGAAGAUUUACCUGUUGUUCGUGAAUUUCCUAACGUUUUUCCCGAGGAACUUCCAGGUCUACCUCCAAACCGUCAGGUGGAAUUUCAAAUUGAUCUUACACCAGGAGCAGAUCCGAUUACUCGUGCACCUUAUCGUCUUGCACCUAGAGAGUUGCAAGAAUUGCCUAAUCAACUCCAAGAACUCUCAGCAUCCAUUCUAAUUUACCUGAUCAUCCGUUCUGCUCAAACUGAAGCAUUGAAAGGGGAAAACAUCAAAGCUGAGAAUUUGUGGGGCAUGGAGAAACGACUCGUAGAGAUAUCUGACGACAUUUACUAUUUUAUGGAACGAAUAUAG